This is a messenger RNA of Amorphotheca resinae ATCC 22711, 1606 nucleotides long. RefSeq lists its product as hypothetical. Gene Ontology annotation, biological process: proteolysis. The record is from RefSeq and is a predicted model, not a curated record. The transcript is spliced from 6 exons. Bases 1 to 1467 code for a protein of 488 amino acids. Gene Ontology annotation, cellular component: fungal-type vacuole. Gene Ontology annotation, molecular function: serine-type carboxypeptidase activity. NCBI's taxonomy places the organism in Eukaryota, Fungi, Ascomycota, Leotiomycetes, Helotiales, Amorphothecaceae.
AUGUUCCUUCAAUUCAGACAAGUCCUGGUGAGUUUGGCAUUGGCGACACUCACACUAACACUCCAAGCCAAUGGGUUCGCCGCGCGGAUAGAUACGACGCCAGGACUCAAAGGAAAGAGAUACUUCAUUGAAGAAGAUGGCAUCAAGCGUACCGUGUUUGAACAUGAAGAUACUGGUGCCACAAUUGAUUUUGUAACGAACUCUGGUAUCUGCGAGACAACCCCCGGUGUGAAUCAAUACUCUGGAUAUAUCUCUGUUGGCAAGAACAUGAGUAUGUGGUUCUGGUUCUUUGAAGCGCGCCAUGAGCCGGAAACUGCCCCUUUUGCACUAUGGUUGAAUGGCGGUCCAGGAUGCUCCUCAAUGCUUGGUUUAUUCGAGGAAAAUGGCCCUUGCAAGUUCUCCAACAAUGAGUCUACUCCGUCCCUAAAUCCAUAUAGCUACAACGAGUACGCCAAUAUGUUGUAUGUUGAUCAGCCAAUUGGGACUGGUUUUUCGUAUGGAGACGACACCGUGAAUUCUACUGUCACUGCUGCUCCAUAUGUUUGGAAAUUGCUGCAAGUUUUCUUUGCCAAUUUCCCUCAAUACGAGUGUCGUGACUUUGGCCUUUUCACAGAGUCGUAUGGCGGGCAUUAUGGACCAGAAUUCGCCGACUACUUUCAAUCUCAAAAUGCUGCCAUUUGCGACGGGCACCUGGAGGCCGAAAAAAUCGAUCUUGUUGCCCUCGGAAUCAACAAUGGAUGGUACGAUGCCAGUAUCCAAGAGAAAGAGUAUAUCAAUUUCAGCCGCUACAACAGCUAUUACCCCCUCAUCAACGAGUCCACCUACACGGCAUACCUGAACGCAUGCGAGACGCAGUGUCUGCCCGCUCUCCAGAACUGUACCAGCACCACCGGACAGCUCACCGAGUGCAACGCCGCCCAAACCGCCUGCGACAUUGUAGACACCGCCUACGGAAACUAUUACCCCAGUUUCAACGCCUACGACAUCCGGCAGCCUGGCACGGGGCCCAGUUUCCCACCCGAUACGUAUGUUGCAUAUCUGCAUGAUCCGGCUGUCAUGAAAGCCAUCGGCGCGAGGAGCACUUACACUGAGUGUCCUGAAGCUCCCAGCGUAAACUUCUGGCUCACCGCCGACUCUUCCCGUUCUUUCGAAGCGACGCUCUCAUCCGUCGUCCAGUCGGGAAUCACGACCGUGAUGUUCGCAGGCGAUGCCGAUUCGGUCUGCGAUUGGUUUGGCGGCCUCGCGUGCGCGAACGCGGUCUCGUAUCCAGGGGCGCCGGCAUUCAGGAAUAAAGAGGUGGCUAAUUAUACGGUGAAUGGCGAGGUCAAGGGGACGUUUAAGAGUGUGGGGAAGCUCAGCUGGUUGAGGGUUUUUGAUUCAGGGCAUGAGGUGCCUGCGUUUCAGCCCGAGUUGGCGCUGCAGGUUUUCAAGCAGACGAUGCAGAAGAAAGGCUUGUUUUCGACGUAGAUUAGGGGGGAUUUUGCUGGAGAUGUGUAGCAAGGAUACGGGAUACGGGAUACUUUUCUUGAGUGUUGGAUUUUGCGAUAGAGAUGAAUUGUUUAAUGGCCUGCAAAGUCUACUAGAGGUAGUUUAAGGGAAUAGGCAU